AAACAUAAAUAUCACAUCACGAUCUGAAGUCAGUUUCUCAUUAUGGAGAACAGAGAGAGCAGAGAGAGAUCUUCAUCUCCAGAUCCCAGCUGUGUGUCUGUGAAGAGUGACGCAUCCAUGGAGAAGCCUCCUAAACUCAGUGAUGAAGCAGUGACCUCUGACCCCAGUGAUGAAGCAGUGACCUCUGACCCCAGUGAUGAAGCAGUGACCUCUGACCCCAGUGAUAAAGCAGUGACCUCUGACCCCAGUGAUGAAGCAGUGACCUCUGACCCCAGUGAUGAAGCAGUGACCUCUGACCCCAGUGAUGAAGCAGUGACCUCUGACCCCAGUGAUGAAGCAGUGACCUCUGACCCCAGUGAUAAAGCAGUGACCUCUGACCCCAGUGAUGAAGCAGUGACCUCUGACCCCAGUGAUGAAGCAGUGACCUCUGACCCCAGUGAUGAAGCAGUGACCUCUGACCCCAGAGUUUAUAGAGAUGAUCAGACUGGAGACCAGGAUUCUCCUCAGCCAGUGAAUGAUGAACUACAGAGAGUCAAACACAGACACAAAACCAGCAUGAAGAACAAGUAUGAGAGAUUAUUUGAGGGACUGAAUCUCCAAGAGAAUGAAACCCUCCUGAACAGGAUCUACACACAGCUCUACAUCAUAGAGGGAGAGAGAGGAGGAGUGAAUGAAGAACAUGAGGUUUUACAGAUGGAGAAAUCAGCCAGAACACAACACUCACAAGACACUCCAAUCCACUGCAAUGACAUCUUUAAAGCCUCUCCUGAACCAGGACGCCAGGAGAAACAGCGGAUCAAGACUGUUCUUACUAAAGGCAUCGCUGGAAUCGGGAAAACCGUCUCUGUGCAGAAGUUCAUUCUGGACUGGGCCGAGGGGAAAGACCAUCAGGAUGUAGAUUUCAUGUUUGUGCUUCCAUUUCGAGAGCUGAACCUGAUCCGAGAUCAUCAGUACAGUCUUCACACACUUCUGCUGGACUUUCAUCCUGAACUUCAAGAUCUGGACUCAAAGAUGUAUGAGGAGUGUAAAGUUGUGUUCAUCUUUGAUGGUCUGGAUGAAAGCAGAAUCGCACUGAUGUUUUCAGACGCCCAGGACGUUUCUGAUGUGACUGAGACUUCAUCAGUGGGUGUGUUGAUGUCAAAGCUCAUGAAAGGAGAUCUGCUUCCCUCGGCUCUCAUCUGGAUCACCUCCAGACCAGCAGCAGCCAAUCAGAUCCCCUCCGAAUACAUCCACCGUCUGACAGAGAUUCAGGGAUUCAAUGAGCCUCAGAAGGAGGAAUAUUUCAGGAAGAGAAUCAGUGACGAGCAUCAAGCCAGCAGAAUCAUCUCACACAUCAGAAGAGCAAGAAGCCUCCACAUCAUGUGCCACAUACCCGUCUUCUGCUGGAUCUCCUCCACUGUGCUCCAGAAGCUCCUGGAAGAAGAUCUGAGUGCAGAAAUCCCUCAAACUCUGACUGAAAUGUACAUCCACUUCCUGCUGAUUCAGAUCCACAUGAGGAAUCAGAAGUAUGAAGAGAGAGAUCCAGAGAAACUCCUGCAGUCCAACAGAGAAGUGAUUGUGAAACUUGCUGAAGUGGCUUUCUAUCAGCUGAUGAAGGGCAAUGUGAUGUUCUAUGAGGAGGACCUGAUUGAGAGCGGCAUAGACGUCACUGACGCCUCAGUCCAUUCUGGGAUUUGCACUGAGAUCUUUAAGGAGGAAUCUGUGAUUCAUCAGAGGAAAGUCUACAGCUUCAUUCAUCUGAGCGUUCAGGAGUUUCUCGCUGCUUUCUAUGUGUUUUACUGCUAUUUAAUGAAGAACAAGGAACCACUGCAGUUUCUGCGUAGAUUCAGAUCUGAUGAAGACUCUCUGUAUCUCAGAUCUGGUGAAGACUCUCUGUAUGAUCUACUAACAUCAGCAGUAGAUAAAGCCCUCAGGAGUGAGAAUGGACGGCUGGAUCUGUUCCUGCGGUUCCUGCUGGGCGUCUCACUGGAGUCCAAUCAGAGACUCUUACAGGAUCUACUGACACACACAGAGAACAGCUCAGAGAGCAUCAGGAGAACCACACAGUUCAUUAAAGACACGAUCAAAGAAGAGCGGAUAAUUAAUCCUCUCUCAGCGGAUCAAUCCAUCAAUCUGUUCCUCUGUCUGCUGGAAGUGAAAGAUCAGACUCUGUCCAGAGAGAUUCAGGAGUUUGUGAAAUCAGACAAACACUCAGUGGAGUUUCUCUCUCCGUCUCACUGCUCAACAAUCUCCUACAUGCUUCAGAUCUCAGAGGAGCCGCUGGAUGAGCUGAACACCAUGAAAUACAACACAUCAGAUGAGGGCAGAAGAAGACUGAUACCAGCUGUGGUCAACUGCAGAAAAGCUCUUCUGGUUGGCUGUAAUCUCACUGGUCAGGAUUGUGAAAUUGUGUCAUCAGCUCUACAAUCCUCAAACUCUGUUCUGAGAGAGCUGGAUCUGAGUAACAAUGACCUGCAGGAUUCAGGAGUGAAGAUUAUUUCUGAUGGACUGAAAAGCCCAAACUGUCAGCUGCAGAUACUGAGGUUGUCUGGCUGUAUGGUGACAGAGGAAGGCUGUGGUUAUGUGUCUUCAGCUCUGAGUUCAAACCCAUCACACCUGAGAGAGCUGGAUCUGAGUAACAAUGACCUGCAGGAUUCAGGAGUGAAGAUUAUUUCUGAUGGACUGAAAAGCCCAAACUGUCAGCUGCAGAUACUGAGGUUGUCUGGCUGUAUGGUGACAGAGGAAGGCUGUGGUUAUGUGUCUUCAGCUCUGAGUUCAAACCCAUCACACCUGAGAGAGCUGGAUCUGAGCUACAAUCACCCAGGAGAAUCAAGAGUCAAGCUGCUCUCUGACAAACUGAAGGAUCCAAACUGCUCACUGCAGAUACUCAAUGUGGAUCAUUGUGGAGAGUUCAGGAUUACAGCAGGAUUACACAAAUACGCCUGUGAUCUCACACUGGAUCCACACACAGCACACACUCGACUCAUUCUGUCUGAUGAGAACAGGACAGUGACGUGUGUGGAAGAGCGUCAGUCGUAUCCUGAUCAUCCAGAGAGAUUUGAUAGAGUUCUUCAGGUUCUGUGUGGAGAGAGUCUGACUGGACGCUGUUACUGGGAGGCUGAAUGGAGCGGGAGAGAUGCUGUUAAAUCAGUGUCAUAUAAAGGAAUCAGGAGGAAAGGAGGGAUAGACUGUGUGUUUGGAUACAAUGAUAAAUCCUGGAGUCUGUUCUGCUAUAAUAACAGAUUCACUGUCCUUCACAAUCGUAAUAGGACUGCUAUUCCCGUCGUCUGUUCAUCCUCUAAGAGAGUAGGAGUGUGUGUGGACGUGUCGGCCGGCACUCUGUCCUUCUACAGCGUCUCUGACACACACACACUCACACGCUUACACACACUCUACACCACAUUCACUGAACCCCUCUAUGCUGGAUUUGGGCUUUAUGAUUAUAACUCUUCAGUGUCUCUGUGUGACAUUAAACAGCGUCCUGAGAGAAACAUCAGUGACACACACACACCCGGGUUCUCUGAGCCCAAACCUUCUGGGCUGGAUAUUCACCCGCUGCUGAACUGCCAGUCUUGUGUCCAUAUAGCUGAUUCUGAUCAGUGGCUUCAGAUUGAGCCGUCGGCCUGUACAGAUGAAGGAGGGUCAAAGUUCAGGGUCCGCACUGGCCCAGGCCGUUACGAGUGUGUCAGGACCAGAAUGCGAUGGGUCUGUGCCUGUGUCGUCAGCCUUCAGUACCGGACCGUAGACGGACUCUUCCUCAACGCAGAGCUGGAGAGGCUGCACUGCAACCGGAUCGCUCCAGUGAUGGACGUGACGGUGAUCUCAGGGAAACUGGAGGAAGUUCAUCUGCCCCAUUACGCCUGUUUAGCAGAGUCUGACCCCUCUCUCAAAGAUGCUGUGAAAGUGCUCACCGUAAGAGACGAGGGAAUAACCACAGAACCUGUGCAGUUGACCCGAUUCCAUGCCAAGAUUGUCCAGCCAUCCUUCUCUCUUAUAACAUUGAUUAUAAGUUGGAUAAUGGGAUGGGACGAACACUGCGAUCUUCUUCUCUACAUGCGUUCUCAAGAUCCUCUCAUUCUACAUCUCUACCUUUUUCCAUUUGAUGAGUGUGAAAAAGAAAGAGUUAAGAAGAAAGAAAAGAACAAUUACCUAAUAGAGCAUCCCAGACCUGGCAGGCCACUCCGGAUGAGAACGUUCCACAUGCUUGAUGUUUCUGGUGCCGCCGCUAUCCAUCCCAGAGAAGGGAUCACACUCACAAGAGAAAUUCCCCCAAACUUCUUCAAGGUCAAGACUCGUCUGGAGAAUGAUCUUCAAAUGACUCUCAUCAGAGAAGAGGAUCAGAAGACCGUCUGGACUGCAACGAUUGAGAAAGAUGAACUCGAUCUGAUUCGUCCUCAGAGAAACGAGCCGCGUCUGAAUAGUGAGGCAGAUAAAGCAAGAUAUUUUGAUAAUCAUUGGUCAGAUCUCAUUCAGGGCGUUACUAAUGUCCAGAUCAUUGCAGAUAACCUGUGUCAGUGGAAACUAAUUCAUAGGGAAACAUAUUCAGAAAUCACACAGAGUGUAACCAGUCAGGAGAGCAUGAGAAAGAUCUGUGACAUUAUAAGCAAACACAGUGAUGCUGUGAAAGCUAAACUCAUCUCAGUUCUUCAGCAAGAGAAGCUUUACCACUUUUGAACAUUGGUGUCCGGA
Molecule: messenger RNA, 4668 nt
Organism: Rhinichthys klamathensis goyatoka
Lineage: Eukaryota; Metazoa; Chordata; Actinopteri; Cypriniformes; Leuciscidae
Product: NACHT, LRR and PYD domains-containing protein 12-like
Exons: 9
Coding region: 43-4653 (1536 amino acids)
Biological process (GO): regulation of apoptotic process
Molecular function (GO): protein binding
Source: RefSeq, a predicted model, not a curated record